Molecule: messenger RNA, 942 nt
Organism: Coccinella septempunctata (seven-spotted ladybird)
Lineage: Eukaryota; Metazoa; Arthropoda; Insecta; Coleoptera; Coccinellidae
Gene: MED7
Product: mediator of RNA polymerase II transcription subunit 7
Exons: 3
Coding region: 98-760 (220 amino acids)
Biological process (GO): regulation of transcription by RNA polymerase II
Cellular component (GO): mediator complex; core mediator complex
Molecular function (GO): transcription coregulator activity
Source: RefSeq, a predicted model, not a curated record
GUUAAUCUUUGGUCAGUCAAAGUCAACUGGUGUUCAUGAAAUUUUUAUAUAAAAAUAUUGUGUAUAAACAAACCAAUUCUUCACUCAGAAAAAAAUAAUGGCUUCUUCUGAUGCUAUACAAGUGUGCUCCUUGCCUCUUCCUCCUAUGCAAUAUGUGAACCAAUAUACUGAUGAAAUGAUUCGAAGAGGUAGGGCUCCCAGACCUCCACCACCAAUUCAGGAGACCUAUCAUAUGUUUGGUAAUGCAUUUAACACCGAAGAUAGCAUAAUCAGGCCUUUAGAAAGUCAAGGAAUCAAAAGAUUAUAUCCUUUACACUUUGAUCGCAAGAGGGAAUUGAAGAAGUUGAACUUAUCUCUUCUGGCAAAUUUCUUGGAUUUGCUAGAUCUUCUUGUGAAUUGUCCGGAUUCUCCAAAGAGAGCUGAGAAAGUGGAGGAUCUAAGUUUGCUAUUCAUUCACAUUCAUCAUUUAUUGAAUGAAUUUCGACCACACCAAGCUAGGGAAACUUUGAGGGUUAUGAUGGAGCUUCAAAAAAGACAAAGGAUUGAAACUGCAAGCAGGUUUCAAAGACAUUUAGACAAGGUUAUGGAAAUUUUGCAACAUGCUGUACAAAACCUCCCUGAACCUAUGGAAAUUGAUAGUAAGCUUAUAAUAGAGACUGAGUUACUGAUGAAUCAAGAGAAGGCAACCAACGAGGAAUCAAAUGAUGAUCCUUGUAAUGUGUUGGACAGAAUAAUGUGCAAUAUCGUGGAUAAUAUGUAGGAAUAAUUUUAUUGAUGAUGGAUGUGUAUAAAAAGUAUAUAUUACCCCACUUAUCUAUGUAAAAGUUGGUAUUUUAUGUUGUUCAUUAUAUGAACCAUAUUCUAAGUUCUUCAUUGUAAAUACUGAAAAUAGUGAAAAUAUAUAGUUUUCACUGACAUUUGAUAAAAUGUCCAAUAAUGUUA